AGGGGCGGCGCUUGGUGUGACGUCAUUCAGACGCGCCGUUUAUUGCCGGAAGUAGUGAGAGCAGCCCAUGUGGGGGGACGAGGGUGCGCCCAGCCGCUCAUGACAAUGGCCAAUCCCUUGAGAGGAGAAGUCGUCAGACUGUAUAAGAAUCUUCUGUUCCUGGGCCGAGAGUACCCCAAGGGGGAGAGUUACUUUAGGGAGCGCCUGAAAAGGGCCUUUCUGAAGAACAAAGAUGUCAGGGAUCCGGAGAAGAUCAAGGAACUGAUUGGCCGGGGGGAGUUUGUGAUCAAGGAGCUGGAAGCCCUAUACUUUCUCAGGAAAUACCGGGCUAUGAAGCAGAGGUACUAUGAGGACAAGGAGAGUCCCUGAGUCCCGAGGAUCAGUCCCGGCGGGGAAAGGGUUACCUGUCACAAUGGUUAUCAAAGUGUUAAUGCUGAAAAUAUAAUAAACCAAUGUGUUGGAAGGACUG
Messenger RNA from Xenopus tropicalis (tropical clawed frog), 469 nucleotides. RefSeq names its product electron transfer flavoprotein regulatory factor 1 (gene etfrf1). Bases 100 to 369 code for a protein of 89 amino acids. NCBI's taxonomy places the organism in Eukaryota, Metazoa, Chordata, Amphibia, Anura, Pipidae. Gene Ontology annotation, cellular component: mitochondrion. The record is from RefSeq and is a predicted model, not a curated record. The transcript is spliced from 3 exons. Gene Ontology annotation, biological process: negative regulation of oxidative phosphorylation.